UUUUUUUUUUCUUUUGUUCAUGUUUCGAAACAAGAUCUUUAUUACCAGUAAACCCACUGGCUGUACAUUAGCAUUUGUUAAAGAUAUCUUCAAGACUUCAAACACGACUUUUCCACAAGCACUCGUGGAUACUCGUUUAAAAGAGACCAAGGGUGAUCUUGUAGGUAUCUGUAUUCCUUACCAGAUUGACACCAAAUAUUAUACUGCCAAAGUGGAUUUUUGGAUUGAUGAAAUUGAUACAGCAUCAGAACAAGAAACUAUCAAAGCUUAUUGUGAAAAGGAAACAGAGAUAAGCAAAGUGAUUGAUGCUUUCGUGUUCAUGUUUGAUAAAAAUGAGCCUUCUAGUUUUGAUACAUUAAAGGCAUGGGCACCUUUUUUAGAGCAAGCCAAUCCUUCCAUUCGUAUGUGUAUCGGUACUACAUCCACAACACCCCUCAGUAACGAAAAAGAUGCUGAAAUUAAUGAUUGGUGUAUUUCCAAUCAAUUUGAUUAUGUGGAUAUGGAUGAAACAGCAGAAACACCUUUAGAUAAAGUAGGCAAUGAUCUUGCUCUAGACAUCAUUCAGACCAACUUGUGGGAUGGCAUGAAAAAGAAACACAUGGAAGGUGCUGAAGAAGAAGAAGAGUUGUUAAAGGAGAUUCAAGAAUUAAGUUUACAACGCAAUAAGGAUAUCCUUGAUGAAGACGAUGAUUUUUCAGAUAUGCCUUCACAAAAUGAAAUUGACAAAAUGAGAGAUGAAUUGUUUGGUGAUAUUGAUGGUGAAGAUGGCCUAGACAAAGCAUUUGAAGCUAUUCAAGCCAUGCGAGAACAAGGCAAGCAUUUAUCAGAUGAAGAAAGACGUAAAAUGGCAGCCAAGGUUGCACUCUCGUUUGCAGCACAACUUGGCCUCUAAAAUUAAAUGAAUUUAAACCCAACAUUUCAUUUAAAAAAAAAAUGUAACAAUUUCCCCU
This is a messenger RNA of Gilbertella persicaria, 950 nucleotides long. RefSeq lists its product as uncharacterized. The transcript has 5 exons. Lineage: Eukaryota; Fungi; Mucoromycota; Mucoromycetes; Mucorales; Choanephoraceae. The record is from RefSeq and is a predicted model, not a curated record. The coding region runs from base 20 to 892 and encodes 290 amino acids.